AUGCCGGCAGCCCCUGGCGGAAGUGGCGAUGGUCAGAUUGCUUGUCCGAUUUGCGCGCGAGACUUUCCCCAAGGGCAAAUCGAGGCCCAUGCCUCCUCCUGCGGGCUGAAUGCCUCGCCACAUGUGUCUCCCUCCCGUCCGGGGCGACAGCCCAUCGCCGCCGCAUGCCCUUCUUCCCCGGUGCCUGCCUCUGCUGGCACGCGUGAGGAGUGCCUCCUCUGCUGCCAGCCACUGGAACCCGGCAGCCUGAGGACACAUCUGGCAACCUCGGCCUGCCCUCAGGCCGGCACCUCCCUUGGCCGGGCGAUCCUCGCGCAGGUGGCUCCCCUCUCGGCCGACGCCGCGGAUUUCGUUGACACCCCGGACGCCGCGUCGCCCGAGCAGCUCGUCCAAUCGACCCUGGACUGGGUUUCCGACUUCAUGGCACGGUCGGGCGGAGUGUCCAUUGGCCGGGGUCGCGGCCGCCGGGCGCGAGCUGCUGGGCCCCUGGCCGGCGCCCUGCGCACUCAACUCCUCGUCGAUCAGGAAAACAGCAAUCUCCGUGCUGCCCUCUCGGACAGUGCGAUUACCAGUUCCCGCGAAACUGAAGAGCGCCGCUCCUUCCGGGCAAGGCCCGGCCUGUUGGCUGGCCGGCGCUUGGGCAUCUCGCCGAGCGAGGCGCGACUCCUGGCGCGGCUCCAUACCGACGGCCGCGUCGGCCGAGCCCCGGGAUUCGGCCUCUGCGCCAAGUCCCGGGUUUUGUGCUGUCGGGCCGGGCCCUCGCGACCGCUCGUGGCGGCUCCCCUGCCGAGUGUCGUGUGGUCUCGGGCGCCUUCCUUCUCGGCCCUCGGGCGCCAGUCCCGGGCGCCGGUCGAUUUGCCUCCCUUGGGCCCUCGCCCGCCGGCCGACUGGCCCCCCUCGCGCCUGGCUCAGCUGGCGCGCGCCGGCCCCAACUCCCUCGGGCCGACUGUGCCGGAUGCCAGCCACCCUCCCUACUGCAUCCCGGACUUGGCGCCCUUUGUCCGAGGGGAAGCCCCGCCCCCGGCUCCGUGCCCUUUCCUCCUGCCGCAGCCACUGCCCGGGAGUGAUGGGCAAGUCCCCUCGGCCGAGCAGCUCCGCGGCUACAUUUCCGCCAGCAUCUGGCAUUUCCAACGGCGCCUGCACUAUGCGCUGUCCGACGCCAUCACCGAGUAUGAGAGCCAGGUGCGCGAGCUGGGGCGCUUCCUCUAUCACCCGGCCUCCUUCCUGAACUUCGCCGAAGGAAUGGAGGAUGGUGCGUGGCGCGAGGCCUACCCCCUGCCGGCGUCCUUCCUCGGCGGCCUGGACGCUGUCGCCCUGCCACGCGCUGAGACCCCCGCAUCCCGGCCCUCCGCCACUCGGCCACCCCUGUCCUCCGCCGUGGUCCCCCCACUGGACGGCAUGGUGCUCGGGCGCGAUAUGGCACCUCCCGCCGGGACUAGCGCCGGGAUGUCACCGACCCCAGAACCCUCAUCAUCCCCCUCCUCCCCGUCCGCAUCCUCCCCCUCUUCACCCUCCCCUUCGACACUGGCGCUGCCCGUGGAGGAGAUCGCCCCCUCGAUGGCCAGCAUGGCCGCUCCCCUGCCGGAUGUCCAACAUCCCACGGCGUUUGAUGCCCUGCAUGAUGAUCUGCUCUUUGAGUCCGAUGACCCACUCGACCUUGAGCACUUGCAGUUCAUCCACGACAGUCAGACCUCUUUGGCGGAGCUCCGGGCCGCCUCGACCGAUCGGCCCCCUCGAGUUCGGCCCCUCACCGAGGCGCCCACGGCCCUCUCGCCCCCGGGCAAUCCGCCGGAAUCUGUUCCAUGUAGCCAUGCUCCCGCCAUGGCAUCUGCUCUGGAGUCUCUCCCGACCAGGACCACCCGGCCGGCUGGAGUCCCUGCCGAAGCACCCUCUUCCCAAACACCUUGGGAGGAGGAGCUCCCCUUUAGGGUCCCCGCCGCGCCGGCCAGCCCCCCGCGCAUUCAUCCUGGUGGCCCUCGGGAGGGCCAUCCAUUGGCGGACGCCCCGGCUACCCCGGUGGCCCCGCUCCGGCGCCUUGUCCCGCCGACACCGCGGUACAAGACCUUCGCCGACCACGAGUUGCAAGAGCUCUGUGCGCAGUAUGGGAUCCGAUUCAAGGGCCUGUCCAAAGGCCGCGUCUUGCAGCAGCUUGUGGCCAUUUGGCGCUUCCAGCGGGGCGACUCGCCGUCGGUUGGUCCCCCAGCGCCCGGGGCGCCGGCCGACCAGCCCACCAACGCCUCUCCCCCGGAGGCAGCCACCGAGCCAGCCGCUGCUUCGUUGCCGGCGCCGCCCGACUCCUCGCCGCCCUUCGAUCAGCCCCUGGAUCAGCCCCUGGACCAACCCUCCUUCGGUAGCGGCCAGUCCCUGUCCUCCUCCCUGAUCAGCUCGGUGUUCGACGACUACGACGACUUCUUCAUGGACGGCGAUCCGGUGCGCCUCUCCCCGCCUCCUCGUCGGUCACCUCGCUCCUCGCUGAAACCCUCCCCCUCCAGUGAACCCAGCAGCCGGUCGCCAUCCUCUUCAACGUCGCUGGCCGCCGCGCCCCCCUCGCCAGCCCCGUCGACUACCACCCUCCCCCAGGCCACGGACGACAUGCUGCACUAUCUGCUGCGCAACUCGCCCGACAUUUACAACCAAAUUAUCACAUUCAAGCCGCUUGAAUUUGCCGUCGUCCACGACUUGGUUCGCCAGUAUGUCACCUGCACUCCGAAGCAGCUCACCCAGUUUUUGGACCAGAAUGGCAUCAUCUUUGCUCCGGCCUCAAACACCGGUCCCCGGACAAAGUACCCGCCCAAACCAAACCGCCGACGCGACCCGCGCGCAUAG
Molecule: messenger RNA, 2826 nt
Organism: Fonticula alba
Lineage: Eukaryota; Rotosphaerida; Fonticulaceae
Exons: 4
Coding region: 1-2826 (941 amino acids)
Biological process (GO): DNA repair; DNA replication
Cellular component (GO): Slx1-Slx4 complex; nucleus
Source: RefSeq, a predicted model, not a curated record